GGUGCCCCACCAAAAAUGCCCAACGACUCUCACAGUAUAAGAAAAAAAAAUCAGAAACCCAAAAGUUUUAAACCAACCAACCAUUGUGUUGUAGCGCUGGCGCCGGGAUCAGAGCAGACCUUGCACUAUGACCUUGCGCGCCACAGCCUCGCGCUGUCGACGAGCACGGGCCGCCUGGAGGUGGUCAACGUGGAGACGCGGGGCGCCCUCCUCGCUCCCUCGUUUGUCCCAGUCCUGGUGCAGGCCAAGGGCUUCAUCCCCUUCGGCGUCAAGGAGGCCAUCAAGGACCUGGUCCACCUGUCGUCCGUGUCACUUCAGGUGGCCAGUACCCAGAGCCGCACCCCCCUCCUUGUCACGGCCGUCCAGAGCUCGCCGGCCCGCGGCACCCUCCUCGACGCGGUCUAUCAGGCCGCCGAGCAGCAGCUGCCCGAUUUGAACGUCCAAGUCGCGUUCAGUGGAUCCAGGGACAGCGCGGCGCUGCUGGUCAGCACUUCGUCCAACCUGGACCAAGCCCUGACGGCGGUGCGUCGCCAGCGGGGCCUCCUGCUCGCCGAGGUGCCGGCCGGGUUCAAGUUGCCGCCCGAGGUCCGCGAGCUGCUGGCCUACGAGCAGGGCCGUGCGCGCUACGCGCUGCUCAAGCACGUCGUGGACGUGGACCAAGCGAGCGAGGUGUUGCACGUCAUGGAGGACAGCGACGUGCCGGUGGAACGCCUGGCUCUGUGCCAGGGUGCCGUCGUGUACAUGGUGUUCCGAGGUGUGCCGGCGCAGCGCGUCCCCGGCGUUGUCAAGAUCGUACAGGCUGCGCCGGGCGGCAACCGUGCACACUGCGUCUUCCUCCAGGACUCGAAGGCGCCUCCUUUCCGCCCGGACGCCGCCCCCUACGCCGCGCAGCUCGGCCUGGGCUUGCGCGUCAAUGUGCUGCAGGCGGGCCGCUGGGGUGGCGUGUUCCGGCUGCACGUGGCCAGCCUCACCACCGGCAACUGCGAGCGCCUGAGCCGCACCCGCCAGAUGCACAUGGACGGCAUGCAGCUGCAGUACCUGGGCGUCAACCCUUACAGCGACGAGGCGGAGGACGCGCGCACGGCAGUGGGGCUGCUGGACUACGCGGCGCGGGCCGCGGACGGCCAGCGCGUCAUGGGGGUGUGCUUCCCGAGCGCGGGGCCUCUGCUGCCCGACGCCAUCCUGGCCUGGCCCGUGCCACAGGGGUGGUCCGACGAGGACGCUGGCACGGUGCCGCUCGCCUACUCGACGGCGCUGUACAUCAACGAGCUGCUGCAGCCGCGCGCGGGUGAGCGGGCGCUGGUCGUUGGCGGCGGCACGGCGGUCGGCCAGGCGGCCAUCACCCUGCUGCUGGCCAAGGGCUGUCACGUGGUCACCUCGGUGCGUGACGAGCGGGAGCGGGCCGACCUGCGCGCGCGCCUGCCGCACCCCCAGCUGGAGGUGCUCCUGGGCACCGCGGAGAGGUACUGCCGCGACUUGAGGGCCAGCUUGAACACCUCCCAGUGUAUUGACGUGGCGCUGGUCCAGGGGGGACCCAAUGAGCUACAGACCGUCAUGUUAAUCCUUAAGAAGUACGGCAGGACUGUCCAUGUCGGCGGGGACCACGCCCUUAUGGGUAGAAAACUAGGAAUGCAACCGUUCAUUCAUAGCACCUCCCUGUACUCGGUGGCGUGGAAUUGGCCUCUGACGGUUCGGCCGGAAACCAAGACGCGCGUGAGGGACGCCAUGUUCACGGCGAUCCAGCAAGGGGCGGUGCGCCCCCUGCCUCGCUACACGGCGCCGAUCCAGGCGCUGGCAGAAUCUCAGAGGCGUGUCGCGGAGGGCGCGGGCAAGGUGCUGCUGUCCAUGAAGUCUGACUCGGCCGCGGCGACGUCCUUCCUCGACCCGUGCCGCAGCUGCCUGGUGCUGGGCAGCUCCGCGGCGCGGGCCGUCUCCGUGGCCGAGUGGCUGGUGUCGUCCGGGGCGCGCGACGUGAGCGUGUCGCUGGCGGGCCGCGCGGCCGGCAGCGCCUGGCUGGCGCGCCGCCUCUCCCUCCUGGCCUCGCACUACGGCGCGAGCGUGCGCGCGCUGCCCUCCCCGCCCGCCGACCUGACGCAGCUCGUGAAGGCCGCCAGCCAGGCCGCACCGCUGGGCCUGGUCGUGGUGCUGGAGCAGCAGUCCGGGCGCCUCCGCGCGCUGGACGCCGCCACUCGCGACCCUGGCUGCACGCUGGCCGUCCUGGUCACGCAGGGAUCUCUGGAGCUGGACGACGCCGUGCGCUGCCGCCGAGAGCAGGGCUACCCUGCUGUGCUGGCAUCGCUCGGCGACCUACCCGUCGACAUACGCCUCAUGUCGCUUCAGCAGAUCCUCCGGACGGCCAACCAGCCGGGCAUGCACGCCGUGGACGUGCUGCAGAUCCUGCCGGACCAGGUCGACACUUCGGACUGCACCAACUCGGCGCUGUCCAGCUUGCUGCCGAACUCGUUGGAGGCGCUGCGCCGGCUGGGCUUGUCGCUCACGGACAGCGUGACCCAGCGCGUCCUGCCGACGCUCAUGGGCGGGCCCGUCAGCCGCCGCAACAAGGAGGUGCCGCCCGUGUUCAUGGUGGCCGGGCUGAGCGACUCGCCUCAGCGCGAGCUGGCGCCCACCGCCCGCCACCUGGUGGCGACCGCCGUGGUGCUCACGCCCCCCGACAGCGCCGCCAGCGUGGAGGAGGCGGCCGCCGCCAUCAGGGACGCCGUCGUGCGGGUGCAGUCUCACGGCCCGUACACCUUGGCCGGUCGCGGCUGGGGCGGCUGCGUGGCGCUCGAGGCCGCCAGAAUGCUGACCGAGAGCCAGGGCUGCUACGCGUCCGUCUUCCUGGUCGACGCCUCGCCCGACGCGCUCCAGGCCGCCGUGAAGCCUCUCCUGAACCACCCCAACGGGCUGCACUCCGCGCUGCUGAAGUACCUGCUCAAGCUUGACCGAGAGACGGAGGACCAGAUCUACCGCACGCCGAGCUGGGGCGCGCAGUUGCGCCUGGCGCUCGCGAACCUUGGACUCGACGGCGACGUGGCUCUGGAGGCCGCGUUGAGCUGCGUGCUGCGGCGCGUGCAGGCUCUCUGCCAGUACCGGCCGGUGGUUCUCGGGGACAAGCUGACCGUCACCUUGGUCAGCAGCAACAACUACCAUCUGGAGUCCACCACUAUCGGCGAGCUAACGUCCUCGCUGCGCUCGCAGUCCCUCACCGCGGACGACGACGACGACGACAACGACAACCUCCACAGGCAGUGCGCCACUGCAAUCAGCGCAGGCGUCCACGUCGGACGCUCCCACAUGAAGGAGCGAAAGGCGCUCGCCAGUCUCGUUGUCAACUUUUAGUCCUUAAGUGUACGACAAUAAAAUUAUUUAGGUAUUAA
Frankliniella occidentalis (western flower thrips) is the source of this 3377-nucleotide messenger RNA. RefSeq lists its product as uncharacterized. Gene Ontology annotation, biological process: fatty acid biosynthetic process. The record is from RefSeq and is a predicted model, not a curated record. The transcript has 7 exons. Bases 16 to 3339 code for a protein of 1107 amino acids. Gene Ontology annotation, molecular function: fatty acid synthase activity; oxidoreductase activity. Lineage: Eukaryota; Metazoa; Arthropoda; Insecta; Thysanoptera; Thripidae.